CAUUUUUACAUUCGCUGACAUGAUCAUGACCAUCUGCCUGCUCCUUUAACCCGAGGCCUGAGCAUAUGUUCCUACAGUCCAUGAAAUCAUACAUUCACCUCUGACUGCCAACUCUUCACCUCUCUCUUCCCACCAGGAGGGGGCAGAAACUGUGGUGUCCAUGAGCUUAUCUGUGCCAGACGAGCAACAAGCUGUCAGCGGGGAGUCCUGACGAUCUGUCACACCUCAGUGGUUAUAAGAACACACAGCCAGGGCCUCGAAUGAGCUAAUCUAGUGGUCAGCAGCGUGGUGACGAGCUCCCCGGCUGAGAGAUGGCCUUCUUCAAGAGCUUCCAGCAGAACCUCCCAUCUGUUGACAUUUCCUCUAUCUUGGACUCGGUCACCAGUCGCGUGGACGACUUGGCCAACGCCGUCAGCGACGCCACUUACGCCGUCAGCGACCAGGUCACCACCAUCAUCAACAAGGUGGACGACGGGGAGAACGGCAGCGGCAGCGGGCAGGGGGCUGCUCAGACAUCACCGGAGGGAAAGAGCGGCAACAAAGGCCUGUGGCAAAUGUCCAGAGACUCUGAAACAGGCAACACCAACAACCAAGCCAGUGAUUCAGCAGAGGCCGAGUCUGCCGGAGCCGGCCAGCUGGAGUGGGAGUGGAGGAACGGGUGCUGGCGAGUUAAAAAGACUGAGGCUGAGUUAGAAGAAGAGGAGAAGAAGAAGGAGGAGGAGAGGGAGCUACAGGAGAAGAGAGAGCAGAGGAGACAAGAACGGAGGAAGAAGCAGCUGGAGAAAGAGGCCAUGUCUCAGAGAAUGAGAGAGGAAGCUCAAGAGGGAGAGGAAGACGCUGAGGAGAAACCGGACCAGAGCGAAGACCAAACGACUGUUCAGCAAAGAAGUGAUGACUGUGAUAAACCUCCUCCUCCUUCACCGGGUCCUGAGCAUGAAAGCAGCUCGUCAAAACAGAAUAAAACUAAAGACGAGGGAGGAGAGGAGGAAGAGCUGGAGAACAGUGGUGCAAGAGAGGGGGACGAUGAGGAGGAGGCGGAGGAGGUGGAGCUUCCCGUACCUUCAUCGACGGCAAAAAAGAAAAAGUCAAGCAAGAAGAAGGCAAAGGACGCAAAAGAGAGUACAAAAAAGUCAGGGAAAGAUGUGGAGAAAAAGAAGGAGAAAAGCAAGAAGAGCAAGAAGAAGAAGAAGAAAGGCAGCCAAGACGGGGUUUUAUCAGACAGCGAAGAGGACCGAGGCCAUGAUGCGGCGGCACAGAAGAGCUCUGUGUGGAGCAGCGAGCGCAAACAGUCCACCGAGCACGGAGGAUACAGCAGCGAGGCCUCCAGUGAGCGGGUAAACAGCAUCCAGAGGAUCAAGAAAGAUCCCUCUCUCAAUGAGCUCCAGCCUCCGCCGUACCAGGACAAGUGCACGGCCGCUGCCGCCGCCACCACCGCGUCCUCUCGGUCGCGCUCGGAGCGAGGCGUUCAGAGGGGUUCGCCCCCGCAGCGCCGCGACAGCUCGCACUGCUCCAGUGAGGCCAGCGUGGAGCAGGACUCGGAGAGCUACCUCAACAAAGGCUGCGAGGAGGACAUACCCAGCGACAGCACUGCCGUUCUGGGACCAGAGGAUGGAUCGGGCCAUCAGCUGCCCACUGCCUACGAGCCAGAGCCUCUGGCCAAAUACGGAACGCUGGACGUCGCCUUCGAGUACGACUCGGGCGAGCAGUAUUUGGCCGUCACGGUCACCGCGGCGACAGACAUCCCCGCCCUCAAACAGACGGGGAACAUCUCGUGGCAGGUGCACCUGGUCCUGCUGCCGACCAAGAAACAGCGGGCCAAGACUGGUGUCCAGAAGGGGCCGUGUCCCGUCUUCACGGAGACGUUCAAGUUCUCCAGGGUGGAGCAGGAGGCUCUGGGCGACUACGCCGUCCGUUUCCGCCUGUACAGCGUCAGGCGGAUGAAGAAGGAGAAGGUGCUCGGCGAGAAGGUUUUCUACCUGACGAAGCUCAACCUGCAGGGGAAGAUGGCUCUCCCCGUCACCCUGGAGCCCAGCUCUGAACUCACUGGUUGUGGCUCUGUGGUGAGCGUGUCUCGCAGCGCGGGGGCUCUGUCCUACCGCUUCACAGAGGACUCCACCCUCCCCGAGAUCCUCCUGGGCCUCAUCUACAACUCCACCACGGGACGGCUCUCCGCCGAGGUCAUCCAGGGCAGCCACUUCAAAACCACGGCGUCCGACAAACCCGUCAAUGGUCUGUUUUGUUGUGUUAAACACUUUGUCGGGGGACAGCUUUAUAUCAUGAGAGACACCUACGUGAAGCUGACCAUGCUGGACUCCAAGGGGAAGGAGAUGUCCAAGUGCAAGACGGGCGUGUGCCGCGGGCAGCCCAACCCCACGUACAAGGAGACGUUCGUGUUCCAGGUGGCGCUCUUCCAGCUGUCCGAGGUGUCGCUGGUGGUGUCCGUGUUCUGCCGCCGGAGCAGCAUGAGGCCCAGGGAGAGGCUGGGCUGGGUGUCACUGGGCCUCAACAGCACCGGCGAGGAGCAGCAGGCCCACUGGACAGAGAUGAAAGACGCGGACGGUCAGCAGGUCUGUCACUGGCACACACUCAGCGACACAUAGGGCGAAAGGCGGCGAGUCCCCCCGCCCCACCACACCACCGAGCGAGUCGCACAGUUUUAGGCAGAAGCGGGGAGAAUUUUCUUGUGUGAGGUGUGAAAGAACGGCACGACCACACUUCUCUCCCCGAGACGCACUUUAUUUGCUUGUGGGGGAAAAAACUCCAGCCUCUGUACGGACAGAGACACAGCGAGACAAAGCGAGACACUGUCCUAACCCAACUGAAUCAAGAACAGAAGGAACAGGAACGUCUGUGGAAUCUGCAUGGUAACACUUUUAACCGUUUACAGGACAAUGUCGGGAGACGACUUCCAAAACAUUCUCUCUCUCUCUCUCUCUCUCUGAAAACCUGGACCAAAGAGCUUCCUACACAGGGACCAACCGGCUCCUCCUCCAUUAUCUCCUGGGCUUCCCUGGACUUCAGCUGCCACCAGCAUACCAGACAUGUCUUUAUCAGUCACAGCCAUUGACAGAAGAGAAUGCAACAAGAAGACUGUUAACUCCAAAAAAAAAAAAGAAAAAAGCCUACUACAUGCUGCAACUAUGCUCCCGAGCCGUGCUUUGUACGGUUUGUUUACACGCACAUGAAUCCAUUCGUUUUAUCUUUUUUUUUUUUUUUUUUGGAUUACCAGUUUCUCCUCUUUGUGUUUUGCACAAAGGCAGAUUUUCUUUUCUUCUUUUCUUCUCCCUCCCUCUCUUGUAUCGUGGUCUUGUGUAACUCUAUGCAUCUGACGCCACUUUAAACCACACGACUGAAUCACUCUCUCUCUCUCUGUGUGUCCUCUGAGUCUCGUACUGACUGCUGUUGUUGCUGAGUCCAACAGAAUUGGACACAGCGCCGCAUGCCAUUGGUAUCAAAGAGCAGCUCGGUACAGACUGAGCCCCGUUUCCCUGCUCAGCCUCCUGACAACUCAGCCAUGUUCAUUCAUGUAGAAACACGGUGCUUCCUGCUGAGGGGGAAUAUGCAAACGCCCGUGCAGUCCAAUAAACCCGACAGACGAGCGCGGUCGCUGUGGAGUGAGUAAGGGGUGGCAACAAAUUCAAUUAUAGAAAAAAACAAUGGAGUGAAUGGACAAUGUAAUUGUGAGAAAUCUGACCUUCAUCUGGAACAAAGCCAGUGUUGAGGUGUGAUCGUAAAAAAAAAAAAAGAAAAAAAGCCAUGCGUCAGAAAAGGCCCCCAAAAAAACAAGAAUGCUGAAGACUGCACCACCACACCUCAGUGAAACCCUCUCUCCUCUGUUCUCCUCCUCCUCGACCCUGUGAUGUCAGAUUUAAACUCUUCACCUCUGCUUCCAGGUUCUGUAACAGUCUUCAGCUCUUCUUCUUUUUCUCUCUCUCUGCAGCUUUAAUCAUUAUAUGAUUGUUUGACUGGGUUUCAUGAAACCAGAUGUGUCGCAUUCCUGCCACAUAAAUAAAUGUUUGCAGAUAAAACACGGGAGGGAGAAACAGCCACCGAAGUGCUUUUCCUUCGUUUCCUGCAUUACUGAACAGUCACAUAAACACACAACAAAGACGUAGUUCUGCUCAUGAUCUCCUCGUCAACAUACAAGAGGGAAUGUUUACGUCUUUUUUUCUUUUCUCCCGUUAGAUAAAUGAGACGUGAUGAGAUUUAAAAGGGUGCUGGGAGGCAGGUUUUAUUCACUCCGGACAGAACCGGGCCGUCUUGGCUCAGGCUGAGCUUCAUAUUUAACGGUAAGAUAUGAGUAGAGCGGUGGCUUUCUUAUCUUUUAAAGAAAAUACUGUGCGCAUCCAACGGUGAAUUAUUGCCGACUAAAUAAAAAAGGCACGGAGUUGGGUCAUUUAUCUCUACAGCAGCGAUGUAGAUGCUCAUUUCUCUACUGUACUGUAUGUGGGUCAGCACUGACUGAGCCAAAGCGUAUUCAUGUCGUAGAUUAUGCACGUUAAACGCAAUAAGCAGCACUUCCAAGCACAUUUAAACAUCUCCUAAUGCCAUGGUUCUCAAACUGUGGUACUUGGAAGAAAAUCAGAAAUACUGCAGGUGAGGAAUUAUGCCCAGAGUGUGUAGAAAAUGAAACGAAUAACAAUUAUCGAUCACUCCAUCUUAAUCUAAUUUCACUAUACCAGUGUGAGAAGUAUAAGGGAGGAGGACGAUGAGAGAGUAAAUUAAAGAAUAAAUCUGCUUCCUGUGGAAAAAGUCUGUAGCUAACAUUAUGUAUAAUUUUUUGUAGUGUUAAAUUGAGCCCUUUAUUAUGUACUUCAGACAAUGCCUUAGUCUCAUUUCUGCAGAUAAACCAGCAAGAGCUUGUGUUUCACGUUUGUAGUUCGGGGUUUGCUGCUAUGUGCAGUCCCACCAGUAGGUGUCACCAUUUCCUACACACUGGAGUAACGUAUUAUUGCGAACGUCAACACUCGUACUUAAUUUUUGUAAUUUUAAUACGAUACCAAAUCAGGGAAAGGAAACAUAAGGAUAAUGUUUUUAACCAUGUUGUGAGUUUUUUUUUUUUUUUUUAAUUAUUAUUAGUUUGACGCUGUUGUCAAGUUAUCUGCAGCGCUGUCCGCAGACCCAGGAUCACCAUAGUUCCACCGCUCCAUUCUUUACACAUCAUCACAGACUGACUUGACCGAGGCCUUCCAGAGAAACGCUCCCUGCUUUAGGCCACACCAAACCAGCUGUGCCACAGAUCGGAGAGGGGACGAGAGGGAGUUUUUUAACUUCCAAAACACCAGCUGACCCAAAUUGCUCCCCGGGGACAGGUUUAGCGUCGGCCAGGUUAUUAUGAGGCAAUAAAAAACCUGCUGAAUGGUAGCAGUGGGGGGGGGGGGGCAAGUUGUUUUUUCCACGACAUAAAAUGUAAAUUUGGAUUUGUUUUAGCCGCGUUGCCAACUUGAACCGCGGUCAUUAGGAAACUGGCUCCGUGUUUAAUCUCUUUACAGAGAAUAUUUCCAUUUGAAUGUGUUUGCAUUUCACCAGGAGGGUCAGUGUGUCGCAGCAGCAGCAGGAACAGGUAAAAAAAAAAAAAAAAAAAGACACAUUAACUAGUGUCCACUGGCUUUCAGCAGCUCACUUUAUGACAUUUCUACUUAUAGACUCAGUGACCACAGUUUAACAUAAAGUUUGCUCUCACGUCA
Molecule: messenger RNA, 5687 nt
Organism: Solea solea (common sole)
Lineage: Eukaryota; Metazoa; Chordata; Actinopteri; Pleuronectiformes; Soleidae
Gene: syt14b
Product: synaptotagmin XIVb
Exons: 9
Coding region: 312-2600 (762 amino acids)
Source: RefSeq, a predicted model, not a curated record